This is a messenger RNA of Plodia interpunctella (Indianmeal moth), 2558 nucleotides long. RefSeq names its product pancreatic triacylglycerol lipase-like. The transcript has 7 exons. Bases 397 to 1368 code for a protein of 323 amino acids. Gene Ontology annotation, molecular function: lipase activity. Lineage: Eukaryota; Metazoa; Arthropoda; Insecta; Lepidoptera; Pyralidae. Gene Ontology annotation, biological process: lipid catabolic process. The record is from RefSeq and is a predicted model, not a curated record.
GUCAUUAAACUACUUAUAGCUACAUAGUGUUACCGGUAUUAUUGCUCUGAUAACAACUCUUUGUUUAUUCACUAUAGUGUCUUUACUAUGGCCGAUGGUGUUGUCCUACAAUUCGUAAUAAAAAAUUACAUUUUUAAAUAAUAUUACAACUAAACAUACCUUUAUAUAAUUAAUUUGUUUGCGUGAAUAUUAAAAAGUUAAAAUUACGAAGAUACUCGUAAUUAUUACCUAUAAUACAAAUUUAAGAAAAAUCACUAAAAUCGCUACAUAUUAAUUUGAUAAUAUUCAUGAAAAAAUAUUAUUUAUCUGAUUAUAUUAAGUUAUUAAAAUUUAUCUAUUUAAUGUUUAACGUGACUUUUCUUCAAACUCCAAAAAAUAUCUGCCAGAGGAUUUAAAAUGAUGAAAAUAUUUUUGUGUUUAAUCUUCUGCUUCGAUCAGAUCUUAGCAUGGCCUUUCUCAGAUUGCGUUGAGCCUCCCAAAGAGUGUCCGAACGAAAACAUCACUUUCUGGCUAUAUACGAGAACGAAUGUGAAUGACCCUCACGAAUUACGUAUCAAUGACAAAGAUACUAUAAUGUCUGCUCCAUGGGUACAAGAUGCGCCCAUCAAAGUUCUCAUACACGGAUAUACGGGACACAAGGAUUACUCACCAAAUACAGAAAUACGGCCAGCUUACAUGAAGUGUUGCAACUAUAAUAUUAUAUCAGUCGACUACAAGCCUCUUGCUCAGUCGCCAUGUUACCCAGCUGCUGCGAGGAACACGGAGCUCGUAGGAAUGUGCACAGCACAGUUGAUCGAUGACUUGAUUCAGACAUACAACUUCGACCUGGCUAGAUUCCACGUCAUAGGCUUCAGUCUCGGAGGACAAACCGCUGGUCACGUGGGGAAGAACAUUCAGUCGGGCGCUCUCCAUAGAAUAACAGGAUUAGAUCCUGCACUGCCACUUUUUGUUACACAAAAUUCUGGAAGAAAACUCAACGCUGGCGAUGCGAAUUUUGUUGAUGUACUUCAUACAAACGCUUUGGAAAGGGGGAAACUGGAAUCUUGUGGUGAUAUUGACUUCUAUGCCAAUGGGGGGCUCACCCAACCUGGCUGCCACGAUACUGCGAAUCAAUCAAGAUCGAGCUGCGACCACGCCCGCGCGCCAGUGUAUUACGCCGAAUCAAUCAAUUCUGAUGUCGGCUUCUACGGAACCAGGUGUUACUCCUGGAUCAGCUACAUGAUCGGCUGGUGCGAACUCGUCGACUCCAAUGAAGAAGUUCUUUAUGGGGAACACAUGCUUCUGAACAUAUCUGGUUUGUACUUCUUCCCGACGAACUCUGAUUCUCCUUAUGCGAAAGGGCCAAAUAAACGGCAAACUAGAAGAUAACAACAUCUAGCUAUAACUACGAGUAUAUCGCUAAUUUCACUUGCUUUUGAAAAAUAUAAAUGAAGUUCUAAGACGACGUGGUAUCCACCAAUUUAAAAAAUAAAGUUCAUUUUGUAAACAUUUGUUACAAUAACAAGUCAUGUAUGUAAGUACUUAAAAUACCUAUAGGCCUUGUGUCCUAAUGUCGUUUUCAAUAAGUAUGUAAUGUAAUUAUGAAAACUCCAGUAUUCUAUUUUUUAAAAGGAAAUACACGAAAAUACAAGUCCACGUUUUUAACCAUUUCAGUUACAUGAUUUAUCAACAAAAAUAUUCUUCUAUUGCCAGAUCAUUUUGCCAAAAGAAAUCUUUUUUUUUUUUCGUUUAAGUUAAUUAAAUAAUAAUACCAAAAUGUAGUUUACCUAAAGAACUUAUGGACUGUCAAGUCAACCCACCUUGAAAUUCGUUAACUACUCUAUAUUUUUAUGUCGCACACACAUAUUGACAUUACCGGAUUUUGUUACGGCCUGACCUUAAUUCAAGGAUUCAGUGCCAAUAAUUUUGCCACCGAGUGUAAUUUUUCUUAUCCUGAAUUGUUGGAUGUUGCGAAAGGCAAUAGGCUUGUUGCAAUGAUGUGUUGUUGUCAUUUAGUAUCCGCAAAUUAGGCAAUGUGGUAAGUAUAGUGAGGUGUAGUGUGCGUUGCUUCACAAAGCGGCUUGUCAGAUACCGCCGCAUACAUAGUGGUUAAUUUUAUGUUGGAAAGAUGUUCUUGCGUUGAGUUGACUAUUUUGUAUGAAUAGUUAAGAUUUAACGCAUGUCAAGGACAAGAUAGAAUCAAGGUCUUAACGUCAGGCAAUCCGCAAGCACGCUGCCUACUAUCAUUAAUUUUAUCCAUUAUAAAACAACUUGUCUAUCUGUUUGCGUUGAAGUUAAAAACUACUGCACGAAUUUUCAUGCAUCUUCUCCCUCAUCUCCGCAUGCGUUCGGGGCUGUGCCGCCGCAAAGCCCGGGGUCAGCGUAAAAAAAACCAUGUAUUGCUCGUACAGACUAGACUACGCUAAGUGUCCCCUUGUACGAAUAAGAACCACACAUAUGAAUAAUGCCUAAAUUUUGUCGAGGUUGAUACGAUUGCGUCCAAAAAAUCGAUCCUUGCCGACUACAUGUUCAAGACACGGACAUUAUCAAUAAUUUAAAAAUUAAAAAACUUGAAUAGU